This is a messenger RNA of Penicillium vulpinum, 726 nucleotides long. RefSeq names its product pectate lyase. The coding region runs from base 1 to 726 and encodes 241 amino acids. Gene Ontology annotation, cellular component: extracellular region. NCBI's taxonomy places the organism in Eukaryota, Fungi, Ascomycota, Eurotiomycetes, Eurotiales, Aspergillaceae. The record is from RefSeq and is a predicted model, not a curated record. Gene Ontology annotation, molecular function: pectate lyase activity. Gene Ontology annotation, biological process: pectin catabolic process. The transcript is spliced from 3 exons.
AUGCAUUCCAGCGCUCUCAUCCUCGGUCUCAUUGGCCUUGCCAGUGCCCAGACACUCAACAUUCCCUCUCGUGUGGGCAGCAUUGUCUCUUUGCCUUCUCCCAGUGUGAUCACUGGCAGUGUUGAUCUGGGAAAUCGGGAGUAUGAUCGUGGCCGAGCCUGCGACAGUGAUGAUGAUACUGGUGAUGAAAAUGCCGUGUUCAUCUUGCAGGAUGGGGCAUCACUGAGCAAUGUUAUCAUUGGAGCGGACCAACUCGAGGGUAUCCACUGCAAAGGAUCCUGUACGCUGACCAAUGUCUGGUUCCGUGAUGUUUGCGAGGACGCCAUUUCCAUCCUCGGAACCGGAAAUGCACUCAUCAAAGGUGGUGGUGCCCAAGAGGCCAAAGACAAGGUUGUGCAGCACAACGGCCAAGGAACCGUCACCAUUGAUGGAUUUACUGUGGUGAAUGCUGGCAAGCUGUACCGAUCGUGCGGAAACUGCAGCAGCAACAAGAGCAAAAGCCCACGGAACGUUGUGAUCAAGAACGUCAAGGCCAAUGGUGUGGAUACCUUGGUGGGAAUCAACUCCAACUACGGCGAUACUUCCAAUGUGAGCGGCACGUGUGGAUCCAGCGUCAAGCAUGUGUGCCAGGAGUAUAAGGGAGUGGAUAAAUCAGAGGGAAUAGAGAGUCCAAAACUCACAACGACUGCUUCAUGUAAGGGGCAGUCGUCCCUUUCUUCUUGUUAA